CAGUUGAGUGUGGUGCUCUGCAGAGAAGCAUGAUGGACUGUGGCAUCCUCACUCCCAGGAUUGCUUCAGCUCUUCACUGCAGCUCUUGGGCUUGACAGCAAAGCCAGGAGAGGAGGGAGGAUUACAGAGCAGAGCUGAAGCAACCGUCCACAGGGGGAUUCUUCUCCUGCAGGGGACGGAGGCCAGGCCAGGGUGAUGGCUGAGCUGCAGCCAGGGAAAGUGAUGCGGAUGGGGCAAGUCCUUGCCUUCCUCUUGAUCAGCCUGGCCUACCUCUGGCUGCCUGCAAGCUCCAAGCGAGCCCCCAAGCUGCCCCCGUGUCCCCAGAGCUGCUCCUGCACCAGGGACACUGCCUUCUGCAUCGACUCCAAAGCGGUCCCCAGGAACCUGCCCCCAGAGGUCAUUUCCCUGACCAUGGUGAAUGCAGCCUUUACUGAAAUCAAAGCAGCAGCCUUCGCUCACAUCCCCCUCCUGCAGUUCCUCUUACUGAACUCCAACAAGUUUACACUGAUUGGGGACAAUGCCUUCACCGGCCUUUCCCACCUGCAGUACCUGUUCAUUGAGAACAAUGACAUCCGCUCUCUGUCAAAAUUUACCUUCCGAGGACUGAAGUCCCUGACACACUUAUCCUUGGCCAACAACAACCUGCAGACACUACCCAGAGAUAUCUUCAUCCCUCUGGACAUCCUCAGUGACCUGGACCUCCGGGGCAACGCUUUCAUCUGCGACUGCAAAAUCAAGUGGCUGGUGGAAUGGAUGGAGAGGACCAAUGCCACAGUGCCUGCCAUCUUCUGCAGCAGCCCCAUCCGCUACCAGGGGCAGAAGAUCUGGAACCUGGCCCUGAAGGACUUCAGCUGCAUCACGACAGACUUUGUGGUGCACCAGGUCCUGCCAUUCCAGUCGGUGUCAGCUGAGCCCUUUAUCUACAGCAGCGACCUCUACAUAGCACUGGCACAGCCCAGUGCCAGCAUCUGCACCAUCCUCAAGUGGGACUAUGUGGAGCGCAAGCUACGAGACUUUGACCGCAUCCCUGCUCAUUCGGCCGUGUACUGCAAGCCCAUCGUGGCCCAGUCACAGCUCUACGUGGUGGUGGCACAGCUCUUUGGUGGUUCCUACAUCUACCGCUGGGACACCAACGUGGACAAGUUCAUCAAGAUCCAGGACAUGGACAGCAGGAAGAUCCGCAAGCCCAAUGACAUCGAGGCCUUCCAGAUUGACGGUGACUGGUACUUCGUCAUCGCCGACAGCUCCAAGGCCGGCUCCACCAGCCUCUACCGCUGGAACCAGAAUGGCUUCUACUCCCACCAGGCCCUGCACCCCUGGCACCGCGACACCGACGUGGAAUACGUGGAGAACGAAGGCAAGCCCCGGCUCAUCAUCUCCAGCAGCUCCCAGGCCCCCAUCAUCUACCAGUGGAGCCACACCCAGAAGCAGUUUUUGCAGCAGGGGGAGGUGGCCGAGGUGAUGGAUGUGCAGAUGGUCAAGCACUUCAAGUUCAAGAAAGACAAUUACCUGUGCCUCAGCCGCUACAUCGGGGACUCCAAGGUGGUCAAGUGGGAGGGGCAGCGCUUCACCGAGCUGCAGACCCUGCCCUCGCGGGGCUCCAUGGUCAUGCAGCCCUUCCUGGUGUCCCAGCGCCAGUACAUGGCACUGGGCAGCGACUUCUCCUUCACCCACGUUUACCUCUGGGAUGAGGAGAAGCAGAAGUUUGUCAAGUUCCAGGAACUCUCUGUCCAAGCCCCCCGUGCCUUCCACUACGUCCCCUUGGAGGACAUGGACCUUCUGCUGUCCCCCAGCUUCAAGAGCAGCACGCUGGUCUACAGGCAUGUUGUGGUGGACCUCAGCUUGUAGGGGAGUCCCUGCCACCUGUCCAGCUCCCUGCCUCACGCCUAGACACUGUGCAGAGAAAAUGUUCUUCCACUUGCAACAUCCUGGAGCCGGGUACUCCAGCACACUGCCUCGCCUCAGCCUAAGGCUUCCUGUCUGUGCCCAGGCGCUGCCCCACUGCCAUAUCCAUGGAUAGGUCCAGAACAUACACAUACUCACAUAGACCCAUGAGUCCCUGCAUACCCAGCACACAUUCCAUCCACGCACUCCUAUUCAGGAGUGUAUACUCACCACAGCCAUCCCUCCAUAGAUAAACUCAUAUGCAUACGCAUAUGCUCUCCAGCAUCUCAUACACAUUACAUUCCUGCCCAUAGCCUCCAGUGAGCGUACACUCCAACACCCCCAUGGACAUCCCUUCACAAUCUCCUAGCCAUACCAUAUGCAUCUACACUCACACUUUACAUGUCCAUGCAAUCCCUGUGCACCCCAUUAACAAACACACAUUCUUGCACCCCUUAGCCUCACGUCCAUCUCCCCACUUAUAUUCAUGCCCAUAUACUGCUGUGCAUGGACAGCCACGUCCAUGUACACCCUCAGAUCCAUGCCUGUUCACAUCCACUGUGACUACUGCACCUUCUGUGCACAUACAGCUACUCCCGUGUGCACAUUCUUAUCAGCGAACCCAGAUAUGGUGCACUGGCGGUGCACCACGCCUUGCUGCGUCUCCCAUCCACCGAGACACAUGCUUACAUCCCUGUAUCUGUAACCCCAAACCCUCCCUGCAGCUCCCUCUGCACACAUGCUCCUGUCCCCAUACACAGCGCAGGGGAGCAGGCCUGGAAGAAGAAAGUCCCUUGUUGUCACUUUUCCAGAACUCUUCCUGAAGCUUCUGCCACACUUCCUGUAGCCAUCACCCAUGUUCACACUGUAGAGACACUACUCUGUGUGGCUCUACCACUCCUGAGACCACUUGACCCCCUUUGGCUCCCGCAGCCACUUGGCAAGAGGGCUCUCUGGAAGUGUGCCCAGUGGCAACCUCAGCCGAGAUCAUCCCAGCGUCCUCUGUGAGCUGCCUUCCACGGCCUUCUGGGAGCUAAUGGAAGUAUAAAGGCGCCCUUUGUACCUCCCCCACUUUACUGCAGUGAAUUGUUUUGCUUCCCUCCAGGCAUCUUCUCUCUGUCAAGCUGCAGGGGGCAAUGUUGUCUGGUGGUUAGUGUAAGGGACUGGGGCUCAGGAGUCCAAGCUUGGCCUUUCCACUGACCUGCUGUGUGACCUUGGAUAAAUUGCUGUGCCUCAGUUUCCCCUUCUAUAAAAGGGAGAUAUUGUUUCUCGCCCUCCUUUGUGAUCUGCAAACAGGAAGAGCUAUCAGCAUGUUAGCUACCAAGUCUAGCGCAUGAGCCCGUGUGCCUUGGGCGCAUAUAUCCCCAUGCACAAAUCCAGGGUCAGUGGAGAGGGUCAGAGAGCACACACUAGUGCACAAAUUUAGUGCACGUGCCCAAUACACCAUCCUCAUGCAUAUGCACCGGUGCACAGUCCCAGAGCAGAAAUCUAGUGCAUCUGCUCCAGUGCACUAUCCCGCUGCACAAGCACCAGUGAGUCUUUCAGGCCAGACCGAAUGGCAGCUAAAGGGAAAUGUGCCUGUGCUACUUUGUCUAGUGUUUGGAUUUCUAUCCUGCCUUUCGCUUUCCAUGUGCUUACAUGCAGGGGCGGCUCUAGACAUUUUGCCGCCCCAAGCAUGGAGGGUCUGCUGGUCCCGCGGCUCCGGCACACCUGCGGGAGGUCCACCGAAGCCGCGGGAGCAGUGGACCCUCCGCAGGCAAGCCACUGAAGGCACCGUGCCUGCCACCCUAGCGGCGACCGGCAGAGCGCCCCCCGCAGCUUGGUGUCCCAGGCACGCGCUUGGAGCGCUGGUGCCUGGAGCCGCCCCUGCUUACAUGGCUCAAGUUAAACAGAAAUGCUGACAGCCACAGCAACAGAGAGUGAAAAGAGAGACUCCUCCACGGAGUCACAUGUCUCAUACAAGAGGGACUGGAGAGAAGGAAGCCUGAGGUUUCUUGAACUACCAAGGUUCAGCCCACCCAGUUCCUGGCGUGAUCACAGCGCUGGCUCUGCCUGGCCUUUGAUGUUUAUGGAUGACAUCAGCCAAUGGCCACAGUGCCCAAAUCGUCUCUCGGUCUCACUAUUAUAUUCCCCACUAGGGUGACCAGACAGCAACUGUGAAAAAUCGGGACAGGGGGUGGGGGGUAAUAGGAGUCUAUAUAAGAAAAAGACUCAAAAAUCGGGACUGUCCCUAUAAAAUUGGGACAUCUGGUCACCCUAUUCCCCACCGACAGGGUGAAGUCACGUCAGUGUCAGUGAUAAGAGCAAUUGUCCCCUGAGCUCCUGUAUUCUACUCAGGGAGACAGAACUCCAUCCUCCAGGCUGAUUCUCAUUCACCCCGAACCCCUUUACCACCACAUGCCUUAAAGAGCAUGUAACUAAUCGACCCCCAUGUGGAGGCCAGGUUGGUGCAAAGAGGCUGUAGUGUCCACAAGAAUCAGACCCGUAGUGUUUUGAUGUCCCCUUUGUCUCUAGUGCAUCACCAGGGAUUGGAGCAAAGGUCCCAGCUUGCUCUGUGAUUCUGUGCGUCCCAGGCACUCGUGGGAGGCGCAGAGCAGGUCAGUGGGUGAUCGUUUCCCAGCUGUGGGAAAAGCCUGCACAUCUAUAAGACGUGCAGCAAGGAUCUCUCCCUUCAUACUGUGCUU
Messenger RNA from Gopherus flavomarginatus (Mexican gopher tortoise), 4568 nucleotides. It is a transcript of the gene LGI3, whose product is annotated as leucine rich repeat LGI family member 3. The transcript has 8 exons. Gene Ontology annotation, cellular component: synaptic vesicle. Lineage: Eukaryota; Metazoa; Chordata; Testudines; Testudinidae. The coding region runs from base 196 to 1848 and encodes 550 amino acids. The record is from RefSeq and is a predicted model, not a curated record. Gene Ontology annotation, molecular function: protein binding. Gene Ontology annotation, biological process: regulation of exocytosis.